Closterium sp. Yama58-4 is the source of this 568-nucleotide messenger RNA. Lineage: Eukaryota; Viridiplantae; Streptophyta; Zygnematophyceae; Desmidiales; Closteriaceae. The record is from the annotation of a GenBank genome assembly.
GUCUCUUUCAAACAACGUUUUGACGGGCUACAUUCCCAGUAGCAUAUUUACGCUUCCUCAGCUCACUUAUUUGUCCCUGUCAAAGAACAAUUUGAAUGGCUCCAUUCCCAACAGCAUCUCCGAGCUUUCCCAGGUCACCUUUCUGUUUCUUUCAGACAACAAUUUGACUGGCUCCAUCCCCAACAGCAUCUCCAUGCUUCCGCAGCCCGUUAAUCUACGUAUUCAUGGGAAUCGCUUGGUUGGAUCUAUUCCAUCCUCUCUCACCCGCUUGGUAAACCUGGUGAACCUGGAUCUCUCAUCCAAUUCCCUGAGUGGCCCCAUGUUCAGCAACUUCGCCUUUCUUGAUGGCCUCACCUAUCUAAACCUCUUUGCUAAUAAUCUCAGCGGGGAGAUACUGGCUGAGAUUGGAGUCCUCACAAAGUUGAAGUACUUCAACAUCUCUCGCACCAACCUCACAUGCCCACCUGACGGCUCUGCCUGUGGCGUAAAACAAUCUCCUACCACAUCCUUUUGCCGCACGUGUACACCCUUCUGCAAUACUUGCACCAACCAAUCCACAGGCGAGUAA